UGAAAAAAAAUAUUCAUCACUUCAUCAUCUCCUUCCCCCUCUUCUUCUGCGUCUCCAAAUUCUAAUUUUUUUGUCGAAAAACAAACAUAAAAAUUAUAUUUUUAUUCUUGUAUUACUCUAAAUGUUUGAGCUAUGGAUUUGAUUCCUGCAAUUUCCACCGCCGCUGCCGCCAUUACCACAGGCGGAGGAGGAGCUGUGAAAUCCCCUGAAUUUGACGCGGAAACACCCAUCAAAUUCCAACCAACCACCAAAUCUCACUCCUUCACCAAUGGUGUCCUCAAGCGCCACCACCACACGCCGCCCCCGCCUCCGUCGCUGGUCUACAAAGAAUGCCUCAAGAAUCACGCUGCCAGUAUGGGCGGCCAUGCUUUGGACGGCUGCGGCGAGUUCAUGCCGUCCCCUACCGCUACUACCACAGAUCCAACCUCUUUCAAAUGCGCCGCCUGUGGCUGCCAUCGGAAUUUCCACCGCCGUGACCCGGAAGAUACAAUCGCCACUCCGACAACAACUCAUGUCAUUGAGUAUCAACCCCACCACCGUCAUCAUCCGCCGCCGCACAGAAGCCCAAACUCUGCCUCUCCUCCACCGAUCUCCUCCUCGUACUACCCUUCAGCACCCCACAUGCUUCUCGCCUUAUCCGGCGGCAUGACAGAGAACGCCGGUGGCGGAUUCCACCACUCAAUUCUGACGCCGAGUUCGAAUUCGAGAAAACGAUUCAGAUCGAAAUUUACUCAAAAUCAAAAGGAUAAAAUGUAUGAAUUUGCAGAGAAAGUAGGAUGGAAGAUUCAGAAACGAGACGAGGAUUUGAUUCAAGACUUCUGUAGCCACGUCGGAGUCGACAGAGGCGUUCUCAAAGUCUGGAUGCAUAACAACAAGAACACUCUCUGUAAAAAAGACAACGCCCAAAACAUCAACGGCCACGGCGAUGGAGACAACGACACAAAAAUUAACCGCGCCGGCGCAAAUGGGUCAUCAUCUUCCUCUUGAUCUGAAUAAAUUAUUAGUCCAUAGAAGAGUAAUUUCUUAUCUUUCUUUUUUUCUGCUCUGUUUUUGUUAAUUUCAAGUUCAUUCUCUAAUUACAUUCAAAUAUCCAAAUUUCCCACUCCAAACACUAA
Molecule: messenger RNA, 1115 nt
Organism: Cucurbita pepo subsp. pepo (vegetable marrow)
Lineage: Eukaryota; Viridiplantae; Streptophyta; Magnoliopsida; Cucurbitales; Cucurbitaceae
Product: zinc-finger homeodomain protein 8
Biological process (GO): regulation of DNA-templated transcription; regulation of developmental process
Cellular component (GO): nucleus
Molecular function (GO): transcription cis-regulatory region binding; DNA-binding transcription factor activity
Source: RefSeq, a predicted model, not a curated record